CUCAGAGUUUUCUGCCGUUCAAGUAGAUGUUCAACUUCAAGCAGCACAGGCAAGGCGCAUUGGAAGGGGUCCUGGAGUAAAGAAUGCCUGGAAGGCUUUCCUCACUGGCACUUGCUUCUGCACCACCCAGCAUGAGGCCUUCUGGUCUGUUCCCUGGCGAAGGAGAAGCCAACGAAGUGGAACAGACAGAGGACCACACCGGGCAGAGAUGGGGUUCACCAUCACCGAAAGAAAGGCGCAUUGCUUAUGAUUCUGUUGACCCAUUCUGCCGGUUGCAAAAGAGGAAGGCUACGCUAGUCGAUGAUGCGGCGCCCUCUUCGGAAUGGAUUUUGGAAUACAGCCAGGAGAUCCUGGCCCUUCUGGGGCCACGGGACGAGCCCCAUGGGCUUUCCAGCCGUUCAGACGACGACGACAACGACAUGCACGAUGACGACCAGGAAGAGGAGCCGGGCCCGGCACCCCCCCUGGCUGUCCGUCUCCCCCGAGCGGCUUGGGAGUUGAUCGAGCUGUUCUACCUAGGCGGCCGGCCGUCGUCUUCAGUUGCGGAGGAUCUGGUCGAGUGGCUCCGGGGAAACCACAGCGUGCUCCCCGACCCUCCCCCCGGGCGCAAGAACGCGCACACCCGUAUCCAGGAGCUGCGGACGAAACUAAAGACGAGACCAGCGGAGGACUUACCCGAGUACUGGGAGGCAAUCGCGGCCAUACUGGCCGUGGGAUGGAUCGAUGCUGCCGUUUUUCUGCUGAAACAGCUGGCGUCGUUCAGCCCCGAGGAUUCAAACCUGGAGCUGGAGCGCGGCCUGAUCGAGGGGCUGGCGAUCCUGGUCGAGCAGAUUCCGAGGUUGCGAGCCGAGGGGGAACAAGACCACCCGAGCGUACCCACGUUUCUCAAGGCGCGUGAGAGCUGGAAGGGCAAGAUCCAGAAGCUGCUGACGAGCCAGUACGUGGCCAAGUGCCGGACGGUGGCGCGCACGGGCCUGGAGCUGGUGCGGACGGUUCUGGCGGGCGAGAAGGACGGGCUCAAGCGGAGCACCGGACACUGGGCGGAACUGCUGGCGGCGCACCUGUUUCAUCGACGGCCCAACAUGAGGGCUCAGCUCGAGAUUCAGCGGCUGGCCGAGGCGUGCAUAGUGGAGGCGGGUCUGAGCGGUCGGGAUGACGAGAGCAUGACACCGUUCGACAAGAUCACGCUGGCGAUCCUUGGGGGAGAAACGGAGGAGGUACUGAGUUUGAGUGCCAGAACGUUCCGCCCCUGGUUUCUGGCCCACGUGACCGAAGUCCUUGCGGCGUCCGGCGAGCGCGUUCACACCUUGCUCCAGGAGCCCCGGGAGGGCCUCGGGGGCUGCGGUUUGGAGGAGUCGUUCCGGCUGCAGUAUGCCGAGGACGUGGCUGCAGAGGACGCCACGUGGCAGAACGCGCCCUUUUACCUCGCGCAGUGCCCCGUGCUGGGCCGCGGAACGCUAGAAACACUGCUCAUCAGACGGUCCGCAUCAGCGGCACGCGAUCCGGACGUCCUGAAGCUGCUGGACAUCUGCCGCCAGUACGGCCUAGACGAGGCCGCCGUCAAGAUCUGCCGGAACGUGGGCGUCCAACGGUGGGAGCGCAAGCAGCGGGGAUCGGCGAUCGCGUGGCUGCAGCGGGGCCGCGACGACAAACGACUGAACGCGAUCGCGCACGAGCUGAUUGAAGAGGUGACGAACGCGGAGGGCGAGGGCCUGGAUGCGAUCGGGCUGCUGCUGGACAACGUCAGCACGGCCCUGCCUCUCUCGGGCUCGCUCGCGUUUCUGCAACGGUACCGGAAAUUGCAAGCGACGUUGGCCCUCUUGCGCUCGCCCCCGGCCGAGGGGCUGCCAGCGCAGUUACGGGCCGCAGGGGAAACGAUUGUCGCCCUUCUGACGCCGGGCAUGGCUCCCCGCCAGUUCUGGCUCACCAUACUUUUUGACGCGAUCCCCCUUCUCGAGUGGCCGGGCUUCACAGUGUUUGACUCGCGGCAGACCUUCCAUCUGAUGGCUUGCUUAGAAGAACUGCGGACUUCGCACUUGCAUGACGAGUAUUUGAAAAAGGGGGGUGAGGCGAUUGAUGAGCUGACACUGCAAAGGCUGGAUCUAGCGCUUGCCACAAAUCUAGGGCGGGCUUUCGUGAAGGAUGCAAAUCGGACAUAAGGCCCGUGUUGAACCAAGACUGAUUCUUUCGAUGGUCAGCGUCUGUAUGCUUCAAAUCGUUCGAGUCCUUCGUUUGUGACUGGUAUGAAACUCUGCUUUCAUGCAUCAGGGAGU
This is a messenger RNA of Klebsormidium nitens, 2273 nucleotides long. The record is from the annotation of a GenBank genome assembly. NCBI's taxonomy places the organism in Eukaryota, Viridiplantae, Streptophyta, Klebsormidiophyceae, Klebsormidiales, Klebsormidiaceae.